ACGACAUGAGUAAAUGGCAGCCGUUCCGCUGAGAAAUGAUGAACGCAUUAUACUUCACUUUGACUACGACUGUUUCUACGCCUCCGUCUUUGAGGCCGAGCAACCAAUACUGAAAACGCUCCCUCUAGCCGUCCAGCAAAAGCAGAUCGUAGUCACAUGUAACUAUGAAGCUCGAAGACGAGGACUGCGCAAGCUUCAGUUGAUCAAAGAAGCAAAACAGAUCUGUCCAGACGUCGUCAUCAUCCUUGGGGAAGAUCUUACCAAAUUUCGAGAUGCAUCUAAAGACCUCUACCUCUUCUUUCGGAGGUCUAUCUGGGGUGAGAGAGUUGAAAGACUGGGGUUUGAUGAGAUAUUCAUGGAUGUUACCGACAUGAUUACCUAUAAUGCAGGUUUAUUGAACCCGAAUGACCUGACGCACUCAUUUUUCCAUCUGGACUCGCGAGAUCCUACGGUUGGCUUCGCCUUUGAUGCCACUGCUGUAUAUGGUCGUACCUAUCCGAAUGAUAGAUCUGGGAAACCCCUGUCUGAAGCCGACACGCAGCUCCAUUUGAGACUCCUGCUUGCGUCUCAUUUUGCUGGCUACCUUCGAAGUCAACUAGAAAACCAGAAGGGCUAUACUGCCACGGCGGGCAUCUCGACUUCCAAACUUCUCGCCAAGGUCGUGGGUAGUGCUCAUAAGCCGAAUAAUCAGACGACGCUUUUGCCACCUUAUAGCUCGACAGGGGACUGCGAAAGCAACGUGCUCAGGUUUCUUGAUUCGCGGGAGAUACGGGCAAUACCAGGCAUUGGUUCCAAGCUUUCUCGAAAACUCAUAUCUCAUAUUACAGCAUCAGACCAAUCGGCGGUCGAAAAUAAAGUCACAAUUCGCGAUGUUCGUGCGUUUCCAGGCAUGGGCCCUUCGCUUCUGGAACGGAUCCUAGGGGGACCUGGAGCUCCUCGGGAUAUCGGGGUGAAAAUAUGGGGACUAUUGCAUGGAGUAGAUGGUACUCAGGUCGGCGAAGCUCGUGACACACCCACCCAGAUUAGCAUUGAGAACUCAUAUGGCCACUUGGACACGUUUGAGGCUGUUCGCAAAGAGAUGUUGUCACUUGCUGCUAGCUUGAUCCGCCGAAUGAGGAUGGAUUUGACGGAGCGCUACAGUGACGCCGAAGGCAGUACCUCUCUGGGACCUAGGCUACGCGAAGAAACGAAAGCUCGAUGGCUUGCUCGACCGCGAACUUUUCGUUUGUCUACAAUACCACGGUCGACCCAGGGAUCUGACCACACCUAUAGUCGCAGAUCCCACUCGGCAUCACUCCCCCAAUAUGUCUUCAAUCUGGACGAACCCAUAGACGCCCUGGCAGAACGUGUCGUCCGAGAAUUGGCCACACCAAUGUUCCGCAAACUCCACCGGGAGAGGACGGGCUGGAAUCUGCGCGUUCUGAAUCUUGCUGUGACAAAUAUGGCUGAAAUAGCGGGCGAUGGAAAGCAUAAUGACGGCCGAAAUAUCAGCAAGAUGUUUCAGCGACAAGAGGCGGAACCUCAAGAUACCCUUCCAGCAUCUGAACGGACAUGGACUCAGUCAGAGCUACCUGUGCUACCGUCAACGCUGACUGUAGCGUCUGAAGCAUUGUGGGAGAGUGACGGGGAAGAAGAAAGCAUGCCCAGUGUACAGUGUACAACCUGUGGAGCGUCAAUACCCCAUUUCGCGCUUGCUGCACACAAAGUAUACCAUUCUACGUCUGAAAAUAAUUAA
Messenger RNA from Aspergillus nidulans FGSC A4, 1735 nucleotides. RefSeq names its product putative DNA polymerase iota. The coding region runs from base 14 to 1735 and encodes 573 amino acids. The transcript has 2 exons. Lineage: Eukaryota; Fungi; Ascomycota; Eurotiomycetes; Eurotiales; Aspergillaceae. Gene Ontology annotation, biological process: error-free translesion synthesis; DNA repair. The record is from RefSeq and is a predicted model, not a curated record. Gene Ontology annotation, molecular function: DNA binding; damaged DNA binding; magnesium ion binding.